AUAACCCCUCGCCAACCACCUCGCCGCGCACACCACCACACCACACAAGCGUGUCUACUACUGUAGCGGGGAGCUAGUAGUAGUAACCGAGGAGCUAGAGCUAGAGCUAGCGCGAGCUACCCCCAACCUCGAGCUACUACAGCCAGCCAGCAGCUGCUGUGCCGCCAUGGAGAACCCCUACACGAGCUUCUUCAAGCGCCACCCGCACCACCACCGCUACUACUACCACCCCCCAGCGCCGCGGGCGUCCGGGCCGCCACCCGCCGCUGCCUACUCCUCCCUGCCCUUCUUCGCCGCGCAUCUGCAGCCACCUGCCCAGGAGGCGCCGCCCGCCCCGCCCUCGCCCCCGCUCCGGGAAGCCCUGCCCCUCCUCUCGCUGGUCCCCGCCGCCUCGCGCGGUGCCGCGCGAGAACCGGAGCGGCGCGGCCGGGCAGCGGCGCUGGAUUCUGACGAGGAUGGGGACGAGGAGGAAGAGGAGGAGGAGGGCCCAGCCGCGAGCAGUAGCAUUCACCACGGCCACGGUCAGCAGCAGCGCCUGGGAGGGCUCUUCGCCGACCUGAACGCCAAGGCGGCGGGCGACCCGAUGGACGUGGAGCCCGGCGCCGGUUCCGGCUCCGCGGCGGGCGACGUGACCGUGGCGCUGCGGAUCGGCCUGCCGACGACCAGCGCCGGCGCGGCCGAUCUCAGCGGCACCCGCGGGCGGCGGGACGACGGCGCCGAGGAGGAGGAGGACGACGAGGAAGGGAGGAACGACAGGGAGAACGGCGGCGGCGGGGAGGAGGAGGAGGAGGAGGAGGAGGGGGAAGCCGUGGCGGCCCCGCUAGGGUUCCCGUCGACGCCGAUCGGGCGGCUGAACAAGGGGCAGUACUGGAUCCCGACGCCGUCGCAGAUCCUCAUCGGCCCGACGCAGUUCUCCUGCCCCGUCUGCUUCAAGACCUUCAACCGAUACAACAACAUGCAGAUGCACAUGUGGGGUCACGGGUCGCAGUACCGCAAGGGCCCGGAGUCGCUGCGCGGCAUCCAGCCGACGGCCAUGCUGCGACUGCCGUGCUACUGCUGCGCGCCGGGCUGCCGCAACAACAUCGACCACCCGCGCGCCAAGCCGCUCAAGGACUUCCGCACCCUGCAGACCCACUACAAGCGCAAGCACGGCCUCAAGCCCUUCCUCUGCCGCCGCUGCGGCAAGGCCUUCGCCGUCAAGGGAGACUGGCGCACGCACGAGAAGAACUGCGGCAGGCUCUGGUACUGCCUCUGCGGCUCCGAGUUCAAGCACAAGCGCUCGCUCAAGGACCACGCCCGCGCGUUCGGCCACGGCCACGGCUUCGUCGGCGGCGCCGGCGCAGGGUGCGGCGGCGGGGGGCUCGACGACGACGACGACGGAGCGGUCUCAGACGUCGAGCACGACGGCGUCGCCGCCGCCGCGGCCAGGUCGAUGUGCCCGAUCGAUCGAGCUCCAAUCCGAUCCUAGCCGGCCGGCACAUCGAUCUUAUACAGACAAAAACACUAGCUGUGUGAUCGAUCGAUAGGCCCACCGGUGCGCGUACGUGCAUGCAAAAGACAAAGAGAUGAUCCACCUCUUCUUUUACUUCGUUGCCGCUGCAGCUGCUGUUCAUGUUCUCUUUUAUCUCUGCUCGUAAUUAGGUAGGUACUUCGUGUUUCGUUGGUGGGUGAACUUGUUAGGGCAUAAGUACGGCACGGCCCAUGUGGUCUUCUUCGUACUCUUGUUCUCUCUCUAUCCUACUGUAAUAGUAGUAGGACUCGACAAGCUAGUGAUCUCAACCGAUCACGAGCAUGUAUGUGUCAAUAGCUUAGCUUGUGCUGCCGUCUUGCGAGCAUUUCAUCAAGUAGAAGAGCUGCACACAUAUGUUGUACAAUAAUUCCUCACACCUAUAUUUCAGGUCCUUGAAAUUUUCGAUUGUUUCAAGUGACAUAUUUCAUACUGGUGAUGUUUUCUCUAA
Molecule: messenger RNA, 1958 nt
Organism: Setaria italica (foxtail millet)
Lineage: Eukaryota; Viridiplantae; Streptophyta; Magnoliopsida; Poales; Poaceae
Product: zinc finger protein WIP2
Exons: 2
Coding region: 167-1468 (433 amino acids)
Biological process (GO): anatomical structure development; regulation of gene expression
Cellular component (GO): nucleus
Molecular function (GO): DNA-binding transcription factor activity
Source: RefSeq, a predicted model, not a curated record